Molecule: messenger RNA, 1674 nt
Organism: Trichoderma gamsii
Lineage: Eukaryota; Fungi; Ascomycota; Sordariomycetes; Hypocreales; Hypocreaceae
Exons: 1
Coding region: 1-1674 (557 amino acids)
Biological process (GO): regulation of DNA-templated transcription
Molecular function (GO): DNA-binding transcription factor activity
Source: RefSeq, a predicted model, not a curated record
AUGUCGCAAAGGGGACCUGGCCAUCGCUCGCCCUCUCGUCUCUCUUCCAAGUCCCCUGUCGGUAAUGAACAAGUUUCUUUCUCUCAAUUCAAGUCGCAACGAUAUGAAUCGAUUGGAAUCUCACCUGAGGUCGGCCGUGCUGCUCAGCAUUCAGCCAAGGCCUUUGGAGUCCAUAACAUCUUGAACCCUUCUGAGGCACAUUCCAUGGGCUCUGAUUCCAGAGGAAGACCACCCUCGCGAGCAAAGGAAACAGAGCCUGUCUACCCAGCAUCUUCUUCGACUCCUUAUGGUGUUCCGCGUCCUUAUUUCCCUGGCCAUGCCGAUACCGGCUCCGUACCGACGACUCCAGUUACCGCAGGUGUGGUGCCUGCAGGCAGAUAUCCGAUAUCCGAGCGAAAUUCUCCAUCAACAGCGUACCCUUUCCCUAUAAUGGAUAACCCGAGAAAGAUACUCAGCCCCAGGGCUCCCCGAAUCUCGAACCUGGGUCAGACUCACUCUCCAAGAGAUCAAGAUUUGCGACAACCCUUAGCUCCCAGCAUGCUCCCCGCAAAACGACCCUAUGAACAAGACACUCCCGAUGAAGUCAGACAUGCUCCUGGACUUCAACAGCCGUCAGGAAUUGCUUCCGGUCCGCAUACCCCGAUGGUAACUCCACCAAGAUCUCUUUCUCAGCCUGUGGCCCGCCCUUUGGAUGCCCCCUAUGGACAGCCGUCGACAAUCCCACCGCCAGGAGAUCUCCAGAGCCGAUCGCAUGGAAUGCAUACAUCUUCGCAAUUGCAGCAUGGAAUCACUGGGAUGCCCGCUAAUCGACCGCUUUCGGUAACAGAAGGAGCCCUGACUGAGGGAACAUCGACAUGGCCAGAUAUAUUGCGCCGGCAAGCAGGUUCGUUUGUUGGGAUAGACUCUCAACAGGCUUAUAUGACUUUGCCAGGCAGUGAUACACCGAUCCCAGUUCAAGUAGACUACUCCCAAGCAUCAAAGAAAGCGGACGAAAAGAGACAGCGAAAUGCAAAAGCCUCGACGCGCCAUCGCAGAAAGAAGAAGACCCUUCAAGAGGAGAACAUGAAACAUCUGCAGGAACUGAAGGAAGAGCGACAGCAGAUGCUGCAGCAAAUAGAGGAACUCGAAAAUCAGCGGGACUUUUACAGGAGCGAUCGCAACCGGCUCAGAGACGUUGUGGCCCGGACGCCGGCUGUAAGCAACCAUGCAGCCGGGCCACCUAGUCCGGUGCUAUCGAAGACUAUCAGCUUUGUGGAUAGAAGCCCCCUAAUGCAGUCUCAUCACAUUCCCACCCCUACUCAAGGUUAUCUCAGUGAGGUGUCAUCGGCAGAACGGCCCGUACCGGUUCGGCGCACAGACGAUCGUCCAGAUUUCUCGCCUCCGAUGUAUGGUGCUCUACCUGGUGGUCCACCGCACAGCCUCCCGUCGAUGCACAACCAAGCCUAUGGCGCACCUCCGCCGAGGCCCCCAUCUGCAGCUUCUUCAACGAGCGGAGAGAGACUGCCGCCGUUACGAGUGAUGGAGGGACCACCUCUCCCCAUGUCAGGACUGGUCCACGGACAACCUCAAGAACAAGAUAUGAGAACUGGGCAGUGGAGGGCAGCUCAGCCGUCCCAUCUGGAAACCGGUUGGGCAACUGCGCCAAGAAAACACCAAGACAGCCCCCGCUGGUAA